AACACUACUAUAUAACAAAUAAUUUGAGAGAUGACGUGGUUAUCGGAAGAGAUCGAGAAGUGUGUGGUCCUGCUCGUGGCUAAACAGAGGUGUGGUGACUGCGAUGCUGCCAAACAGUACUGUCUCAAGGCAGGGUUCACGGAAAGCGAGAUCAUUAUACACGAGGUCGGAAUCAGAAGGGACGGAACAGAAAUCCUGGCGGAAGCGGGAAAACUUACCAAGUCUACAUCCUGCCCACUUAUCUGGGUCAGGGGGAAGGUACUGGGCGGGUUGGAGGAAGCUAGGCAGGCCUGGUUUGACGGCACUCUACCUAAAGCUAAGUACGACAUGGUUCUAGAACAGGCUGCCCGGGAGAUGGUGGCUCACAGUGCCACUACUAAUACUCUGGUCGUGUUCAGUAAGAAGACCUGUCCACCUUGUACAGAGGUCAAGAUCAUGCUCGAAGAAGCUGGUUUCACGAAGGAACAAACGAAUGUUAUCACCAUUUCGGACUGGCCGUCCAUGGAUCACAUCCAGGAGCAUUGUAGACAGAUAACAGGAGAGAGAUGGACCCCCCGGGUCUGGAUUAACGGCAAGGCAAUGGGAGGGAUCAAAGAGGUAAAGCCCAUGUUUGAAAAUGAAGACCUGCACGCGCUAGCGGACAGUCUGGCAGGGAAAUCGGGUCCGGUCAAGUUGUAGACACCCAUAAGAGACAAGUCUAGAGGGAUUGAAUUAUGUGAAAAGAUUCGCUGAAUUUUUCUUGAUUGAGUGUUGAUUAGUAUUAGAGGUUUCAGAGUAUUUUACCUUGCACGGAUAUAGAAACAAGUUUAAAUGCAGAUAUUAUUAUUGGUAAAAUGAAUUUUCAGCUAUCAAUUUUAUUA
This is a messenger RNA of Bolinopsis microptera, 860 nucleotides long. RefSeq lists its product as uncharacterized. The coding region runs from base 31 to 678 and encodes 215 amino acids. Lineage: Eukaryota; Metazoa; Ctenophora; Tentaculata; Lobata; Bolinopsidae. Gene Ontology annotation, biological process: cellular response to oxidative stress. The transcript has 6 exons. The record is from RefSeq and is a predicted model, not a curated record. Gene Ontology annotation, cellular component: cytoplasm. Gene Ontology annotation, molecular function: glutathione disulfide oxidoreductase activity.